AUGACAAAUCCAAUUCCCAUCAUCAUCUGUCUCGUGCUGGCCCUCGCGGCCUCUCGGCAAACUCUUCACUGGCUGGUCUCUACAUUGAUUGAUGCCUUUCUUCGUUGGAAAUAUCCUCUGCUUUCGCCUACUGGAAUCAGGACACUUCCCCAUGCUCGCUUUUCCUGGCCCAACGGCCAAGGUACGGAGAAAUUCUUUCAAGGGCGUUCUGUCGCUCGGGAAUGGCGCCAGCGGUGGGGCCCUAUUUACCAAAUAUGGUCUGGUUGGACGCCAGAAAUUGUCUUAACCACACCUGCGCAUGCGGCCCAGUUCUAUCGCACCUCGCACCGUCAUACAAAGGCAAACAAUAACAACUCCGGAUGGCUUUUUGGUGAGGUGCUCGGGGUCUGUGUCGGACUGCUAAGCGGUUCCGACUGGCGACGAGUGCGGCAGCACCUCGAGGAGCCAUUCUCCCGCCCAUCUGCCACGCGAUACACCGCAAGGUUUGUAACCCAGGCUCAGGAAUAUAUCAGGGAUGACCUUCAAGCGGGAUCGGUUUGUCUCACUAAGAUACCGGGGGCCAUCAGUUUUGAGCCUGCCCGGGCACUCCAGCUUUUCCCCUUCUUCACAAUGGCGGAGAUUAUUUUUGGACCCCUCAGUACAUCACAACGCAAGGUCCUAGUCAGCCUGGCGCCCCUUCGCGAGGAAUUGUUCAAGGAGGUCAUUCGCGGUGGCGUCAAUCGUCUUUCGAUCGCCCCAUACCUACCCUGGUCAGGCGUGGGACUGUUGAAAAUCUUCCAGAAACAGUGGCAGAGCUUCGUGGAAGACGCCUAUUUGCUCGCUAUACAGGACAAGCGAGCACCAUUUCUGCCGGUCGUUUCUCUCUGGGAGGCAUGGAAAGCUGGCAAAAUUACGGAGCGCGAAUGUUUUCAAACGCUUGACGAGUCACUGUACGCCAAUCUUGAUGUAACCACGCAUGCUAUCUCGUGGAACAUGCUGUUGCUGGCACAAAACGCCCCGGCUCAGACGCGACUGAGGGAAGAAGUCGUUCAAGCUGUGACUAACACCGCAGCUGAGCCAUAUGAGCGCUUUAUCGAUCGUGACGAUACCUUUCUAGCGGCCUGUAUAGUUGAAUCUUCAAGACUCAGGCCGAUCCUACCUUUCUCUAAUCCCGAAUCUGCCCCGGAAGAUCAGUUUGUGGAUGGCUACCUCAUCCCAAAGCACACCAAUGUAAUUGUCGAUGCUCAGUCAAUCAACAUCGAUAACCCUUUCUGGGAAAAUGGUACCAAGUACGACCCGACUCGCUACCAGAAAUUGAAGAAGGAGGAGGUGCGCUAUAAUCUUUGGCGCUUUGGCUUCGGACCCCGGCAAUGUCUUGGGAAGAAUGCCGCGGAGCGCAUGAUGAGGGCUAUCACAGCGGAGAUGGUGCACCAGUAUGUUUUGUCUGUUCCGGAAAAUGUAGCCAGCCAGCUCGAUGCAGUACAGGAAGACAGCUGGGUUGGCUUACCCUCCCUGCAAAUGGAGUGUGUGCCGGUCACCCAGGAUCUCUCGCCGGGUAAUCAGUCGCAUGACGGGGUGCCAUAG
Penicillium mononematosum is the source of this 1563-nucleotide messenger RNA. RefSeq names its product cytochrome P450 monooxygenase gliC (gene gliC). The record is from RefSeq and is a predicted model, not a curated record. Gene Ontology annotation, molecular function: iron ion binding; heme binding; oxidoreductase activity, acting on paired donors, with incorporation or reduction of molecular oxygen. The transcript has 7 exons. Bases 1 to 1563 code for a protein of 520 amino acids. NCBI's taxonomy places the organism in Eukaryota, Fungi, Ascomycota, Eurotiomycetes, Eurotiales, Aspergillaceae.